Molecule: messenger RNA, 2524 nt
Organism: Drosophila willistoni
Lineage: Eukaryota; Metazoa; Arthropoda; Insecta; Diptera; Drosophilidae
Exons: 5
Coding region: 209-1204 (331 amino acids)
Biological process (GO): negative regulation of apoptotic process; regulation of actin filament polymerization
Cellular component (GO): sarcoplasmic reticulum; mitochondrion; clathrin-coated vesicle
Source: RefSeq, a predicted model, not a curated record
UUUCUAAUUAGUAUCUGGCAACACUACACUGGUUGCAAAAAAAUAAGCAAACCAAAUCAAAAUAGAUAACAAUUAUUUCUCGGCGGAAAAAAACAACCCAAAGAAAAACAUACACUAAUUUGAGUGGUUUUAGUUCUUUUAGUUUUCCUUUCAACAAGUUUUGCGUUACCCAAAUCUAUAAAAAAGGAUUUUUCCUGUUAACCGUGUCAUGGAUAUAUUGAAGAAAAUGUUUAAAUUGCAGGAGGCGGAGGCCGGAAAGCAGGAGCAAGACUCAUCUAUUUGCACUUCCAACAAGGAUGAAUUCCGCAAACCACAAUGGUUCGAGGAGGCCGAAACGGAUGAUGAACUUUUUGAUGAUGAUCGGAAAUUUGCUUUCCAAGUGUUUACCAGUCCAUUGGAGAUUCAAAAGCACUUUGAAAGUCAAUUGCAACGCCUAUUGGAAUCCUUGAAUGACAAUGACGAUGGUUUUGAGCGUGACCUUAAAGAGGAUUUCUUGAAGCCUGGUUUUGAAAACAAGAUCCUGAAGGAAUUUGAAAAGCAAAAGGAUUUCUCUCUUGAUACCGAUUUGGAUGGCGAAAUCUAUGCGGACCAAUUAAACUCUCUAAUACAACGUCUAAAUCCUGGGGAGAAGUUUGUGAAUGAUGAGGCCACAGUCGGCAACAUUUUGCCUUCUAAUAGACGUGGCAUGGGAAAAUCGUUGCCUCAGCUAAAGCUAAGCGAAGAGGAGACUAUAAUGGGACGUUUACACGGCACCUUAACGGAUGAGGGCCAAUUGAAGGGCGGUGCUGCACGACGUCCGCCAAUGAUAGGCAAACCAGACAUUAUGCCACCCAUGACUCCAAUGCUGCCGCGUAGUGGCAUGACGCCAUUUGGUGGUGUAUUUGAAGGCAGCUAUCAGGGUCCCAAAAUGUUUAGUCAGAGCGUUAUGAGCAAAACUGUGCGUAAGCCAGAUGGCAGCUAUGAGACAACCAAAGUGACUCAGGACUCAUCUGGUAAUAAGACAACCACUGUGACUCGCAUGAAAGACGGACGUCAAGAGACCACGGUGACCCAUCAUGAUGAAGGGGGAAAGGCUAGAGAGCCACCUCUGGGCAAAUUACCCUUAAAUCGUUCCAUGUCCGUGUGGGAUCAACGUCAGGUGUUUGCCAGUCGCAACAUAGUUGUGACAAAAGAAGGCUACGCCAUGCCCCGUAACCUCUGGUGACCAGUGGUGAACCCAUCUAGCCCCAAACAAGAUAAACGAUCCCCACAACUAAAACUACAACAACAACAAAAGCAGCAGCAGCAGUAUGAAGAACAGCGGUUCGUCGGCAUUAUAAUAGUCCCAUAUACAACACAUCCACACCACAUCCAAAUUAGAACUUACUACAUUUUAGUUUACAUUCUCCCAAGUGUUUGGUGUUUUAGAUGAAACGCAAUUGAGACAAACAGAUGACGACGAUAUUUAUUGACCAUGAUUAUUUGAAGCCACAAUUAUUUGACUCGCUAAGAGUUGAGCGAUUGUGUGUCUAUUGUGUGAGGACGUCCAUGUCCACGUCCUCCACUUUCAGUUCCCAGAGAUAGAGAGAAAGCGAGAGUGUGAGCGAGCAUGCAAGUGAUUCCGUUCCGUUUUCUGCACUGGCCCUCGGCCCAAUUAAGGCCAAAUACUUGGUAAGUCGGUAAAACGGCAGCGGCAGUGGCAGAAGCAGCAGCAUCAGCAAUCAGCGAUAGCAGCAUACUCAUCGAUGUGAACAUAAUUGAUUUGUUUCUCAUUUCGGUUUUGCCUUUGACACUCCUUCUGCUUCUCCACCUUCUAGAGGAUUCGACUUGAGGAACUCGAGGCUAAUGCCAGGAAAAAGAAAAACAAAAAUGUUGGCGGAAAUUUUCAGUUUUUUUUAUAUAAAACAAAUUUUUUAUAUACUACAUAUAUAUAAAAACUUAUUCUUCGUGGUACUAUCUGUGUCUCAAUGUAGAGAAAGAGCGAUCGAGCGUCAGCAUCUAAAGUGCCCGUAGUAAUCUAGCAUACUCGAAAACAACAACAACAACAACAAAAUCAAGACAAAAAUGAUCAUUAAAAUAUGUUUUAAACUAAGGUUUAUAUAUGCAUCUGCAUUAUCCAUUUAUCAGUUGCAUAAUCCUUGCAAUACUUUAUCAUUUAUUUUAUUUAAUAUAUAUGCUUAUUAAUUAUUAUCUAUAUGCAAUAUAUAUUUUAACACACAUAUGUCUUAUCCACCCAGCCAUGUAUAUAAUCUUAUGCAUAUAUAUAUGGUGAAUUUUUCACACUAAAUUCUAACCUUAAGUUCAGGUUAUCGAUUCGACAUAUUAUUAUUCUUAUUAUUGUAAUUUUUACUAAUUUGUAAUAAUUUAAAAUUAACUUCAAUUCAUUUAAAAAUGAUUCUUUUAACAUAGAAACACAAUGCAAAAGUUGCAAAACACAAAAAAGUAAAGCAAAAACUAAGAAAAAACAAACAAUACAUGUAUUAGAAUUAUCAUUCAUACGAAAAAGGAAGAAUUCAAGCAAAUUAAAGUGUUGUGCAAUAUAAAA